AUGGCGCCAUCACCGUUCGCAGCCGGGGCAGCGAAGCCAAACCUCUCGUCAAACGACUCCAAAGUUCUUCAGGCGCUUUUCGACGCAGAAUCGUCUCCUUCACCAGCGUCGUCGACGGCACAGACCGACGAAUCACUCCCUCCACUCCCGCAUAUCUCUGAGUCUGAACUGCCCGCCCUUCAAGAGCGCGAAAUACAAGCGAUCCGCCGCAUACAAACUACAGAUGCCUCUCCCUCAAUCGACGCCAUCAAAACAACUAUCUCCGAACUGUCAGCGCUGAUCACAGACCACCCCAAAUAUGCUUCGGCCUAUGUGAAUCGCGCUCAAGCAUACCGUCUACUCGUCGACGCUGAAAGCAAAGAGCCGUCUUCCUCCUCGUUAUCAGCACCAGCAACUACGCCAACGCCAGUCUCACAGAUCUUCUCCGACCUCGCCGACGCUAUCACCCUCCUAACCCCAAACACCCCAACAUCACCCGUCUCGCCACUCCAAGCACGCAUCUUGGCCAACGCGUACACCCACCGCGCUUACAUUCUUUACAAGGCCGCUCGUACCGACCCUUCCUCCGCAGACGGCCGAAACCAAUUCCUCCCGCCCACUCUACAAGACGCGAGCGACGACCGGCUAGAGGAGUUGGCAAGCUUUGAUUUUCAGGCGGGAGGAAGAUACGGAAAUCCAGUGGCGAAGCAGAUGGCGGUACAUACCAACCCGUACGCGAAAAUGUGCGGUGCCAUUGUCAAGGAUGCGAUGAAGGCGGAGAUCAAGGAGUGGGCAGACCUGAGGUAG
Molecule: messenger RNA, 786 nt
Organism: Uncinocarpus reesii 1704
Lineage: Eukaryota; Fungi; Ascomycota; Eurotiomycetes; Onygenales; Onygenaceae
Exons: 1
Coding region: 1-786 (261 amino acids)
Biological process (GO): cilium assembly
Source: RefSeq, a predicted model, not a curated record